CUUCCGGGUUCGAUGAGAAGCUGCAGCCCGCGGCGUUAUUUAGGGCCUCCGGCCGGAGCUCCUUCUUGGUUUCAGUCAUUCUGAAAAGCCCGCUUUGGUCUCGGCGGUGCCCUCGACCCGUCGGCUGCACGGGGCGGGCGAGGCCCUCUCCUGGUGUAGGUCCGGAGUUCCGUCGGGGUGCGGCGGGCCUGUGUGCCGCCCGAGUCAGGGAAGCCGGUUACGCGGGUCGUGGCUCGGCGCUGACAUUCUGACCCUUCUUCUCUGUCUGUAUUGAAGCGUCGCAGACGCUCGUGUGAGUCCCUUAUGGCAGAUACGACCCCGAACGGCCCCCAAGGCGGGGGCCCUUUGCAAUUCAUGAUGACCAAUAAACUGGACACGGCAAUGUGGCUUUCUCGCCUGUUCACAGUUUACUGCUCUGCGUUGUUUGUUCUGCCUCUUCUUGGGUUGCAUGAAGCAGCAAGCUUUUACCAACGUGCUUUGCUGGCAAAUGCUCUUACCAGUGCUCUGAGGCUACAUCAAAGAUUACCACACUUCCAGUUAAGCAGAGCAUUCCUGGCCCAGGCUUUGUUAGAGGACAGCUGCCACUACGUUUUGUAUUCACUCAUCUUUGUCAAUUCCUACCCUGUUACAAUGAGUAUUUUCCCAGUCCUGUUGUUCUCUUUGCUUCAUGCUGCUACAUACACGAAAAAGGUCCUUGAUGCAAAGGGUUCAAAUAGUUUACCUCUGCUGAGAUCCGUCUUGGACAAAUUAAGUGCUAAUCAACAAAAUAUUCUGAAAUUUAUUGCUUGUAAUGAAAUAUUCUUGAUGCCUGCUACAGUUUUUAUGCUUUUUAGUGGUCAAGGAAGUUUGCUCCAGCCUUUUAUAUACUAUAGAUUCCUUACUCUUCGAUAUUCCUCUCGAAGAAAUCCAUAUUGUCGGACUUUGUUUAAUGAACUGAGGAUUGUCGUUGAACACAUUAUAAUGAAACCUGCCUGCCCACUGUUCGUGAGAAGACUUUGUCUCCAGAGCAUUGCCUUUAUAAGCAGAUUGGCUCCAACAGUUGCAUAGUUUAACAUUCAGUUAAGCUAUACAUACAAUACAAGCAUUAUUAGCAGCUGGUACUUCUGCUAGGGGUUGUAAUUCCAAGUGUUACACUGACCUCAAUCCAAUUUACAUAAGUUACAUAAAUGCAUCUCAAUGGAAAAAUAAUCAUUUUCCUAGCAUGUUAAAUCAAGCUUAAAAAGUUUUGAGUAAAUUUUUGUAUGCUGUGUUGCUAAUGGUUAAGGAAGUUUGUAUCUCGUGAUAAAAAUUACCAAUUUUUUUU
Molecule: messenger RNA, 1303 nt
Organism: Nycticebus coucang (slow loris)
Lineage: Eukaryota; Metazoa; Chordata; Mammalia; Primates; Lorisidae
Product: transmembrane protein 33-like
Exons: 1
Coding region: 304-1047 (247 amino acids)
Biological process (GO): endoplasmic reticulum tubular network organization; membrane organization
Cellular component (GO): membrane; endoplasmic reticulum
Source: RefSeq, a predicted model, not a curated record